Paramacrobiotus metropolitanus is the source of this 915-nucleotide messenger RNA. RefSeq lists its product as uncharacterized. Bases 319 to 771 code for a protein of 150 amino acids. The record is from RefSeq and is a predicted model, not a curated record. NCBI's taxonomy places the organism in Eukaryota, Metazoa, Tardigrada, Eutardigrada, Parachela, Macrobiotidae. The transcript is spliced from 3 exons.
AAGUCAGACACUGUUGCGCUGCCCCGUCGACCAUUGAUGCGGCUCGGUUAAUUUACAAUCAGCACUUGGCCCGUCCAUCAAAUUGUAAGUUGCAGUCGGAAGAAUCGCUAGCACAUGUAUAGUUUUUUUACAAUCCGUUGCCAAACAUAUUGAUCGAUGCGCACAAAUGAAUGCUGAGGGAUAUGUGGUGUGAUAUGUGUAUUACCAGCGAAGAAAUCGGACGGAGAUUGUUGUUUAAAUUUUAAAGUUCAGAACGAUUAAAAAACCUUCGGCUCAUUAUUUCCUUACUUCGGCCAAAUUCUGUUCUGCAUCUGAAUAAUGGAAAGGCGGCAUGUGCUUUGGACGAUUGCCGUUAUCGGUAUAUUUUCCAUUCUGCUAAAACAAGGUUGGGCACUGCGAUGUUAUACAUGCAUUGAGGGAACGUGUCCCAGCGCUUCCGAUAUGAAGGAGACCGGCUGCACCACACUGCUGGAUACAUGCUUCAAGUUCGAAGGCGUUGUUACACAAGAUGAAGUUCUGUUUCAAGGCUAUGUCACACGUGGCUGUGCAGCGAACAGCAUUAUGCAACAGUUCACGCCGGGCGAUAUUCAACCGAACAAGUGCACGAACGUUACCGGCUCCCGUGAUCCCGAUCCAGAUAGAUUAGAGACAUACACCGGCAGGAUCUGCCUAUGCGACACCGAUCUUUGCAAUACAGCUUCCGCCAGUCGAUCUCUUUAUGUUGUAUUUAUUUUCUUUAUAGUUUUAUCAUGUUUGUAUCAGCGUAUAUAAUAUAAUUGACUGCUUGAGGACGAUGAUCUCCCGGAUUUUGACACAGAAUUAUACAUAACUGCGAUUGUUUUUGCUAAAAGUUUCGCCAUAAUAUACUGUAAACGUUUUAUACGAUAUUACAAUUGUAUAACUGGGUCGUGUGGU